GCUUUACAUUUAGUCAACAAAACAUCCAAAGAAUCGAAAAUGAUGAAAUUCUCUUUAUUUAUACUGUUUUACAUGCAAAUACUUAUAAAUGCUGAGAUCCAGUACAGACAUCCACAUGAAUCAAACAUCAAUAAUGACCGGCUUUUGGAACAACUUGAACAAAUUGAAAUCAUAAGAAGAACUAACGUUGAUUCUAUUCCUUAUUAUCAGAGACUAGUCAAGCAUUUAUUCAGGAAGCAGAGAUUUAGAUCUGAUCCAAGAUCAGAUGAUUAUUUUAUUGCAAAUAUCCCACUAAAAAUCAAUAAGAAGCAGUAUGAGUUGCUGGUGGAUACAGACAUAUCUGGACUUAAUAUCAAUGAGAUUGAUGGAUUAGUGGAAGAAGUGCUUAAACAAUCCAGCAAUGAAGAUUGGCAAGAAUCAGCUGCAACGAUCCUUUAUGACUACUAUAAACAGGAAAUAAUUGAUUCAAUAACGACAUUCAGCUCUCCGAUUCUAUGGAUCUUACUUAGCUUAACCGCGAUAGUCAUAGUUAAUAGAAUAUUUCACUUUUCAAGGCUCAAAUUCAUUACAAUUAUUUUUAUGUCCUUAAUUGGAAUCUGUGGCAUUAGUUAUUAUAUGACGUACUUAGAUUGCAUGCAUGAUUUAGAAGUAGAGCAGAUAAUGGCACUCUCUAAAGAUAAGAUUCACAACAAUCCAUGUAAAGAGUAUCAUGCUGAAAAUCAAGAUUAUUUUGGGUCAUUAAAAACAUGGGUAACUGGAAGUAAGAAGAAUGAAUGCAAGGAAUACAUGAAAAAGACAUUGACACCGUCCAAAAAAUAUUGUAAUCCACUAGAAGUGUUCUUUAAAUGGCUAGCAAAGCUUCAAAUGAGCUACUUUGGAUCAAUCUUUGAGGAAUUUACAGAUUUUUUCUCUGAAACGACUUCAUCGAUGGAUUUCCUUAGCAGGAUAUCAUCAAAAAUCAUUUAUAUAGCAUUUUUUGGCAUCAGCACUAUCUUUAUUGUUGUAAUGUUUUUAAAAUAUGCAGUACAAACUGUUCCUAGUCUUAUAUCGCAUGCAACAUCGUCGUCUAAUAACGGCAGUAAUAAUCAUGCACAAGGACCAUCAAUUGCUUUGCUAAGUGCUAAAAUGGAUGAGAUACUAAAGGAAAAUGUGCAAAUAAAGAGAGAAAUAUCUGUGAUUCGAGAGAGGUCUGAAGAGCCACAGUCAUUGCCAGCACCACAAAAGAAAAAGCACAAAUUAAGUGCAAUCAAGGAAUCUGCAUCAUCGAAAACUGAUGAAUCUUACUCGGACGCCUCUAGUUAA
This is a messenger RNA of Chironomus riparius, 1302 nucleotides long. The record is from the annotation of a GenBank genome assembly. NCBI's taxonomy places the organism in Eukaryota, Metazoa, Arthropoda, Insecta, Diptera, Chironomidae.